This is a messenger RNA of Physella acuta, 1100 nucleotides long. RefSeq lists its product as uncharacterized. Lineage: Eukaryota; Metazoa; Mollusca; Gastropoda; Physidae. The record is from RefSeq and is a predicted model, not a curated record.
UCAAACCUGACGGCAGGACGGGUCAGCAGGAGAGACACAGUUUAGCGGCGAACUCGAGUUUCUCAUUGUACCUGACACACAGAAACCACGUGACCCAGAGGUCGCCACUGGUCGUCACGCUCCAGGCCCACACCAACGUCCAUCUGCUGGCCUUGACCUUACACCAGACGACCGUCCUUGAGGCGCUGACCCCUGUCCCCGUCCACCAAUGGGGACGGACGUACCGUCACGUGGUGCAGACGUCAUUCGCCACCCUCCUGGUCGUGAGUCUGACUGACACUAACUUCAACCUUGUCCUGACCUUUGACCCACAUACACUACUUCCGGUUGGGGCGCCCUAUCCCACCAGGCAUGAUGUAAGUUUACAUAGGCUCCAGCCAUACACCCUCAAAUUUCGCGAGACUGCUACGUCACUUCCGGUUAAUGGUGCCCGUCUUGAGUCCAUGGAGCCCGUGGGGGUGACGGUUGUCACGUGCACUGUCGUCUGGUGCUAUCCUUCAGAAAUGCUCCUGCACGUGGGGUACUUCCGGCCACCAGGUGACGCCAGCGCUGCUGUCUCACCCACCGCCUACUGCAUGUCGGAUCACCUCACACCUGCCAGCGACCUCUGGCCAUCUCCCUACCGGGAUUCGAACCUCACCCACCCGUAUCACCCUGUCGUCACAGAGCACACGUCCCAACCAAACUGCACGUCCGGUGCGCAUGCGCUGAGCUGUGUUUACAACAGCAGAACCAAGUAUCCCAGCAUGGUUUUAGCCCCGCCCCCUGAUCUGUUCGUCAGUCACGUGACGUUACUACUUCCAGAUCUGGACAACGUGACGUACUUCCUGCUGCUCGUCAUGACAGGUGCCAGCCUGGUGCCAGACUUCACGCUGCUGGACAACUUCAUUUUUCUGCACGAAUGCGCAGACUCCCCGGACAUGCGCGUUGGUCUGGUGCCGGUGGACAAGACCCUACAUGACGUCAUCGCCCCUGAUGGAAUUCUCUUCUCUCCCACCAUCCUGGCGGUGGAUUCGAACCCACGCCACCCCCUCGUCUUCACGAGCCUAGCCGCGCACAAGUCUAGAGAAGAGAAGGCAGGGCUUUGGUUCAGAUUGUAG